AUUUAAGGGCAGACCGUGCAGUGUUUGUUGCAGCGGCCGCUGAGCAAGAUGCCCGCGAUACGGCUGCUGGUGUUGUUGGGCUUGUUGGCGGCGGCGGCACAGGGCGACUGGUCUCCCCCGCGUUUCAACAUGAGCCUGGAUACGCCGCCCUCCCAGCGCUGGGAACCGCUGCUCAAAAAAUACGACCCCGAACGUCUGAAGCACGAUAUAUUUCAAGUGGUCCGCACUGUUGCUCCACAGUGGGCGGUUGCAAUUGUUAAUAUGUUAGCACCUGUGCUGAGCCACAUAUUGCCACAGCCCUAUGGCGAAGAAAUUGAAGGAAUAUGUAAAUUUCUUGGAGUCAACCUCGGAGAAGGACUUCUUAUCAAUUUUGCCUACGAAGCUCUUGGAUCUUGCACUAGCAUUGUUGUACAAGACUCAAGAGGAAUGAUUUUCCACAGUAGAAAUAUGGACUUCCCAUUCACUGACAUUUUAAGGAAUGUCACAAUUGACAUACAAUUUGUAAAGAAUGGUCAGAUUGUCUACAAAGGAACAACAUUCCUUGGUUUUGUAGGUUUAUGGACUGGCCAAAAAGCAAACAAGUUUGCCAUUACUGGAAAUGACAGAGCUAAAGAUCAUUGGUGGAAAACUGCAAUUGCUGUACUUUUAAAGCAUUAUCCUUCUCCAAGCUGGCUGAUUAGAGAUACUCUCGCACAAGCUGCGGACUUCCAAGAAGCUUUGGGAAUGUUGGCGUACACUCCGAUCACUUCAAAUGUGUACUUCAUUUUAAGUGGGGUGAAACCAGAUGAAGGCACGAUUAUUACAAGAAACAUCAAAGGUCCUGCUAACAUCUGGCCUUUGAUGUCUUCCAAAGGAGAGUGGUACAGAGUGCAGACUAACUACGACCACUGGAAAGCUCCACCUCCAUGGGAUGACCGAAGAACACCCACCAUCCAUGCUCUCGAAAAUACAACACAAAAGAACAUCAGUCUCGAUACAAUGUUCAAGAUUCUUUCUACCAGUCCCAUUUUAAAUAGGAUCACGGUUUAUACAACAUUGAUGUGCGCUGCAGAGCCCUAUGAAUACAGAACAGUGAUUCGCUCACCACUUCCAACGGUAGAAUACAUUAUUGGUGAUUUGCAAGAAAUGAUUUACAAGAAUGCUACAAUGACAUAGUUAUCGAUCGUUAUUAUCAGGAUAUGAAGAUACUGGACAUGAACGUAUAGAGACUCGUCACUCUAAUUUGUCAAAACUCUUUCUCAACCAAUGUCGGGUUGACGUACGGGUUCAUUUUAUGAAAUUUGCCCAUUUGAUAAUUGUUGAAAAGGUAUCUGUCUAAAAUAAUAAAGAUGAGCUUAAAGGAACAUCUUCAAGGCACAGAGGUUGGUGAAGUUACAUGCAUUUCACAUUGAUGCAGUUGGGGUAAAGUGCUGAAAUCCAAACGGAUAGAAUUUCAGUGUGCAGGAAGGAACUGCACACACUGGUUUAAACCGAAGAUAGACACAAAAAAACUGGAGUGACUCCUUCUCUCCAGAGAUGCUGCCUGGCCCACUGAGUUACUCCAGCUUUUUGUGUCUAUCUUCGAUAGAAUUUCAGAACAGCAUGCCUGGAGAGUUCAAGGAUGGUGGAAAGAUAAGAAGAAACAUGGAGGAAGGUUUCUGCAGCAGUUGAGCCUGAGGUUGGGGCAGAGAAAAGGCUCUUGCAGCUGCAGAUUCAAUUCCAGUAACAAAUAUUAAUUUCCUGAACAAUUUAUAAAUAUAUUUUGAAAUUGGUCUGAAAGAUUAUACACAAGUUUAAAAAUUGCAGUGUUAUAAUGGGCAGGCAUUGGACUCUGGCCCUUGCUCAGCAAAAAUGUAUCCCACUGAUGAAAAUCAUGUCAUUAUGUUUUCUUUUCCCUUUCAUAAGUAUGUGCCUGAUUUUAUAUUUUUCUGAUGAUGCUUAAUAAACAUUUUCUCAAGCA
Molecule: messenger RNA, 1939 nt
Organism: Amblyraja radiata (thorny skate)
Lineage: Eukaryota; Metazoa; Chordata; Chondrichthyes; Rajiformes; Rajidae
Product: N-acylethanolamine-hydrolyzing acid amidase
Exons: 11
Coding region: 49-1155 (368 amino acids)
Biological process (GO): fatty acid metabolic process
Cellular component (GO): lysosome
Molecular function (GO): fatty acid amide hydrolase activity
Source: RefSeq, a predicted model, not a curated record